AUGUUGGUCCUGUGCGUUCUCGUCAUUCAGCAUUUCUCAGCUUGACGGGAAGGGCUACGUUUCACACACGCUACCUCUGCUUGUAUACGCUUUGUUUUUCAUUUAAAAAUACUGGUCCAGGGAUUUUAACAUACGAACAUGGGUGCUUGCCUGGCAUUGUGCUCCCUGGCCAGCUGCGCAUCCUGUCUGUGUGGCUCCGCCCCCUGCUUGCUGUGUGGCUGUUGCCCCUCCAAUAACUCCACAAUGACGCGGCUGGUCUUCUCCUUCUUCCUGCUCCUGGGAACGCUGGUCUCCGUCAUCAUGAUUCUGCCUGGGAUGGAGACGCAGCUCAAAAAGAUCCCAGGGUUCUGCCAGGGCGGAAGCUCGAUCCCGGGCGUGGAGAACCAUGUGGACUGUGAUGUCAUCGUGGGCUACAAGUCGGUGUACCGCAUGUGCUUCGCCAUGGCCUGCUUCUUCUUCUUCUUCUCCGUCCUCAUGAUACGCGUGCGAUCCAGCAAGGACCCGCGCGCGGCCGUGCAGAACGGGUUCUGGUUCUUUAAGUUCCUGGUGCUGGUCGGUAUCACCGUGGGAGCCUUCUUCAUCCCAGACGGGACCUUCCACACGGUGUGGUUCUACUUCGGCGUGGUGGGGUCCUUCAUCUUCAUCGUGAUCCAGCUCAUCCUCCUCAUCGACUUCGCCCACUCCUGGAACCAGGCCUGGGUGGAGAACGCCGAGGAGGGAAACAGCAAGUGCUGGUUCGCAGGUCUUCUCACCUUCACCAUCCUGCACUACGUCCUGGCCUUUGCUGCGGUGGUGCUCUUCUACCUGUACUACACCCAACCUGACGACUGCGCAGAGCACAAGGCCUUCAUCAGCCUCAACCUCAUCUUCAGCGUCAUCAUCUCCAUCGUCUCCAUCCUCCCCAAAGUGCAGGAGGUCCAGCCGCAGUCAGGUCUGCUGCAGUCCUCCCUCAUCACUCUGUACACCAUGUACAUCACCUGGUCUGCCAUGACCAACAACCCUAACCGAAAGUGCAAUCCCAGCCUGCUGAGCCUGGUGAGCAACACCAGCUCCAGCGCCCUCUCCCCUACCCCCACCCCUGCUCCAGGACAGGUCCAGUGGUGGGACGCGCAGGGCAUUGUGGGAUUGGUCAUCUUCCUGUUCUGCACCCUCUACGCCAGCAUCCGCUCGUCCAAUAACACGCAGGUGAAUAAGCUGAUGCAGACGGAGGAGGGGAGUGGGGGAGUGAGCGGAGGAGAGGUGGGGGAGGAUGGGAUACGCCGGGCGGUGGAUAAUGAGGAGGACGGAGUCACAUACAGCUACAGCUUCUUCCACUUCUGCCUGUUCCUGGCGUCCCUCUACAUCAUGAUGACCCUCACCAACUGGUACCAGCCUGAUACCUCUACUCAGGCCAUGCUGACUCGGAUGCCUGCAGUCUGGGUGAAGAUCAGCUCCAGCUGGCUGGGUUUGGCCCUGUACCUCUGGACCCUGGUGGCCCCCCUAAUCCUGACCAACCGGGACUUCAACUGAGCCUCCCAAUACCCCAGCGCCCCUCCCCCCCCCGCCCUAAUGCCCCUGGAACAGGGUACUGACUGUGUGUGAGUGUUAGCAUGUGUGUGUGAGUGUGUGUGUGUGUACGUGUGUGUGCGUGUGUAUGUGUGUGAGUGUGUAUGGGAGUGCGCACGUGUGUGUGUGUGUGU
Molecule: messenger RNA, 1679 nt
Organism: Anguilla anguilla (European eel)
Lineage: Eukaryota; Metazoa; Chordata; Actinopteri; Anguilliformes; Anguillidae
Gene: serinc2l
Product: serine incorporator 2, like
Exons: 10
Coding region: 139-1509 (456 amino acids)
Cellular component (GO): membrane
Source: RefSeq, a predicted model, not a curated record